AUGACACUUUCCGCAACCAACCCUGGAGACGCCCCGACAACCUCGACAAAGCUGGUUCUUGCCGAGAAGACACAGAAAUAUGUCAAUGAUUGGAGCCAAUAUAUCAGAGGUGGCUUCCCUACCUUGCCUAUUGCGGUCGAGUCAACUCAUGGCCACAUCAUCACCGAUGUUGAUGGGAAAGAUUAUAUCGACUUCAUUGGGCAGAUGGCCGUCAUGAACUUUGGAUAUUCUAACCCUAAAAUUGCCAAAGCUGUUGCAGACCAGGUCUUCAAAUUUCCUCUGACUGGUACGUAUCAUAUCAGUCCUCUGUAUACUGAGUUUGCCAAGCGUGUGACCCAGAAAUUUGGAUUUGACUCUAUCAUUACUAUGCUCAGUGGUUCUGAGGCGGUCGAAUCUGCUGUCAAAAUUGCACGAAAGUGGGCAUAUCUCCACAAGGGAAUCACCCAGGACAGGGCUCACGUCUUGACCGUUGACCAAUGUUAUCAUGGUCUGACCCUCUCCACCAUGCCCAUGGCUACUGUCGCAGCAAAGCGCAAAAAAACAGAUUUUGGACAACACCUACCUAAUCUCGGCCCGUAUGCUCCUACCAGCAAGAAGCUCAUUCCUUUUGGCAAUAUCCAAGCUCUCACAGAAUGCUUCGAGCAAGACGCCCAAAACCUUGCUGCAUUCAUCGUAGAGCCUGUUCAAGGCUGGGCAGGCACUAUCGUGCCUCCAGUGGGCUACCUCAAGGCUGUUCAAGCUCUCUGCAGAAAGCACAAUGUUUUGCUUAUUUGUGACGAGAUCCAAGCUGGAUAUGGUAGAACUGGCAAAGAUCUGUCAUUUCAACAUGAACCAGAGCUAGAGCCCGACAUGGUAAUCAUGGGCAAGGCUGUUACUGGGGGCUACUAUCCCAUGUCUGUCGUCAUGGGCAAAAAGUACGUCAUGGAUCUCAUUCAAAAGAACGAGAUUCUUUCUACUUUCGGUGCCUCCCCAAUCGCUUGUGCUGCUGCUUUGGCUUCUCUAGAUGUUCUCGAAGAGGAAAGGAUUUCUGAGAGAUCUGAAAGAUUAGGAGAAGUGUUGAAGCAGACUAUCAAGUCCCUAAACCCUCCCCAUGUCAAAGAGUUGAGAGGUACUGCGCUUUUUCAAUCUCUGGUUCUUGACUGCUCGGUUCCAGGAGUAACACCUCGUCGUGUUUCGGCUCUUGCCAUGCACCGAGGUGUGCUUGUGGGUAUCGGUGCAGACCGCCUACGGUUCAGUCCGCCUUUGACUAUUUCUGAAGAGGAUCUGGUAAAGGCUGUGACGGUUGUCGCUCAGGCUCUAAAGGACGUGACUGAAAUGGGAGAUUUCCCAGGUAGGCCAACUUGUAAUUUCAUAUUGAAUACAUGGACAACGGUGUAUACGUAUUUGUUCCAAAGAUUCUCACACCGAGUAGUGGCAUAUCGACCACAAGGGCAGAGUGGAUUGAUUGCUGGUUAUGGCACGGCCCGAAAGUCUAAGACGCUAGACUCGUCAGCCAAGGCAAUGGGGCGAUGCACCUUCACGGCAAUACCAAGACCGCUACACAUGUCGUAUGAUCAGGGCCAAGGGUAUCCGCUGACGUCAACUGUCACUCACGUGAACGGCUGGCUAUAG
Messenger RNA from Fusarium venenatum, 1611 nucleotides. The record is from RefSeq and is a predicted model, not a curated record. Lineage: Eukaryota; Fungi; Ascomycota; Sordariomycetes; Hypocreales; Nectriaceae.